Messenger RNA from Fulvia fulva, 225 nucleotides. RefSeq lists its product as uncharacterized. The record is from RefSeq and is a predicted model, not a curated record. Bases 1 to 225 code for a protein of 74 amino acids. The transcript has a single exon. Gene Ontology annotation, biological process: DNA integration. Gene Ontology annotation, molecular function: nucleic acid binding. NCBI's taxonomy places the organism in Eukaryota, Fungi, Ascomycota, Dothideomycetes, Mycosphaerellales, Mycosphaerellaceae.
AUGUGGAACUUCUACAAGAAGACCCCCAAGAUAUGGUUCUCUGACCAAGGAGGGGAGUUCGACAACAAGGAACUUGCUAGGGAAGCCCAGGCUGAAGACAUCAGAUGGGAAUUCUCAGCCCCAUACACUCCUGAGCAGAAUGGGAUUGCAGAAGCUUCCAACAAGGUUGUGGUGAACAAGGCAAGAGCUAUGAUGAUAGACUCUGGCCUCCCACAAUUCAUAUAG